ACUACAAACUCCACUACCACCUCCACUACCACCUCCACUACCACUACCACCUCCACUACCACCUCCACUACCACUACCACCUCCAUUACCACCUCCACUACCAUCUCCACCACCUCUACUACCACCUCCACUACCACUACCACUACCACCUCCACUACCACCUCCACUACCACUACCACCUCCACUACCACCUCUACUACCACCACAACUACCACUACCACCUCCACUACCACCUCCACUACCACUACCACUACCACUACCACCUCUACUACCACCACCACCUCCACUACCACCUCCACUACCACCUCCACUACCACUACCACCUCCACUACCACCUCCACUACCACCUCCACUACCACUACCACCUCCACUACCACCUCUACUACCACCUCCACUACCACCUCCACUACCAUCUCCACUACCACUACCACCACCACUACCACCUCCACUACCACUACCACUACCACUACCACUACCACUACCACUACCACUACCAUCUCCACUACCACUACCACCUCCACUACCACCUCCACUACCACUACCACUACCUCCACUACCACCUCCACUACCACCUCCACUACCACCUCCACUACCACCUCCACUACCACUACCACCUCCACUACCACCUCCACUACCACCUCCACUACCAUCUCCACUACCACUACCACCUCCACUACCACCUCCACUACCACUACCACCUCCACUACCACCUCCACUACCACCUCCACUACUACCACCUCCACUACCACCUCUACUACCACCUCCACUACCACUACCCUCUCCACUACCACCUCCACUACCACCUCCACUACCACCUCCACUACUACCACCUCCACUACCACCUCUACUACCACCUCCACUACCACCUCCACUACUACCACCUCCACUACCACCUCUACUACCACCUCCACUACCAUCUCCACUACCACCUCCACUACUAUCAACUCCACUACCACUACCACCUCCACUACCACCUCCACUACUACCACCUCCAUUACCACCUCUACUACCACCUCCACUACCACUACCACCUCCACUACCAUCUCCACUACCACCUCCACUACUAUCAACUCCACUACCACUACCACCUCCACUACCACCUCCACUACCACCUCCACUACCACUACCACCUCCACUACCAUCUCCACUACCACCUCCACUACCACUACCACCUCCACUACCAUCUCCACUACCAUCUCCACUACCACCUCUACUACCACCUCCACUACUACCAGCUCCACUACCACUACCACUACCACCUCCACUACUACUACCUCCACUACCACCUCCACUACCACUACCACCUCCACUACCACUACCACCUCCACUACCAACUCCACUACCACUACCACCUCCACUACCACCUCCACUACUACCACCUCCACUACCAGUACCACUACCACCUCCACUACUACCACCUCCACUACCACCUCCACUACCAAUACCAUCUCCACCACUACCACCUCCUCCACUACCACCUCCACUACCACCUCCACUACCACUACCACCUCCACUACCACCUCCACUACCACUACCACCUCCACUACCACCUCCACUACCACCUCCACUACCACUACCACCUCCACUACCACCUCCACUACCACUACCACCUCCACUACCACCUCCACUACCACUACCACCUCCACUACCACCUCCACUACCACUACCACCUCCACUAUCAGCUCCACUACCACCUCCACUACCACCUCCACUACCACCACUAUCUCCACUACCACCUCCACUACCAUCUCCACUACCACCUCCACUACCACCUCCACUACCACCACUAUCUCCACUACCACCUCCACUACCACUACCACCUCCACUACCACCUCCACUACCACCUCCACUACCACUACCAUCUCCACUACCACCUCCACUACCACCUCCACCACCACCACUAUCUCCACUACCACCACCACUACCAGCUCCACUACCACUACCACUACCACCUCCACUACCACCUCCACUACCACCUCCACUACCACCACUAUCUCCACUACCACCACCACUACCACCUCCACUACCACUACCAACUCCACUACCACCUCCACUACCACCUCCACUACCACUACCAACUCCACUACCACCUCCACUACCACCUCCACUACCACUACCACCUCUACUACCAUCUCCACUACCACUACCACUACCACCUCCACUACCACCUCCACUACCACUACCACCUCCACUACCAUCUCCACUACCACCUCCACUACCACUACCACCUCCACUAUCAGCUCCACUACCACCUCCACUACCACCUCCACUACCACCACUAUCUCCACUACCACCUCCACUACCAUCUCCACUACCACCUCCACUACCACCUCCACUACCACCACUAUCUCCACUACCACCUCCACUCCACUACCACUACCACUACUCCACCUCCACUACCACCUCCACUCCACUACCACCUCCACUACCACCUCCACUACCACCUCCACCACCACCAUCUCCACUACCACCACCACUACCAGCUCCACUACCACUACCACUACCACCUCCACUACCACCUCCACUACCACCUCCACUACCACCACUAUCUCCACUACCACCACCACUACCACCUCCACUACCACUACCAACUCCACUACCACCUCCACUACCACCUCCACUACCACUACCAACUCCACUACCACCUCCACUACCACCUCCACUACCACUACCACCUCUACUACCAUCUCCACUACCACUACCACUACCACCUCCACUACCACCUCCACUACCACUACCACCUCCACUACCAUC
Messenger RNA from Oncorhynchus gorbuscha (pink salmon), 2754 nucleotides. Its product is annotated as mucin-2-like. The record is from RefSeq and is a predicted model, not a curated record. Lineage: Eukaryota; Metazoa; Chordata; Actinopteri; Salmoniformes; Salmonidae. The transcript is spliced from 2 exons. Gene Ontology annotation, cellular component: membrane. The annotation marks the transcript as partial.